Molecule: messenger RNA, 363 nt
Organism: Amoebophrya sp. A120
Lineage: Eukaryota; Dinophyceae; Syndiniales; Amoebophryaceae
Source: the annotation of a GenBank genome assembly
GCUCUUCGUGGACGGCAGGUUCCAGCUGGCCCGCUUUCAGAGGAAAACGCGGAUGACGUCGAUUCCUAGCAGCGACGAUUUCCAUGAUGGGCGCCAACCUACUUCCAGCCGACGUCGUGCGGUGGAUGCCGGGGAAGAUGGACAUCAGACACAGGAACAACCGCAGCGGCGCCGUGUUUCCGCUGACCCACCGUUCUUAUCCGAGGAGCAGUUGGCACAACACCCGCAAAAUGAAACUCCUCUACAACGUGUUGCCAGGAACGCGACUGGGUUAGUGACCACCCAACAACAGCAGCAGAUUAACUCUCAACAACUGAACCCUGUGAUGCAGCUACCGCCGUUACAGAUACCGCAAAAUAAUUC